Messenger RNA from Dipodomys ordii (Ord's kangaroo rat), 1498 nucleotides. RefSeq names its product protein phosphatase 1, regulatory subunit 3C (gene Ppp1r3c). Gene Ontology annotation, cellular component: protein phosphatase type 1 complex. Gene Ontology annotation, molecular function: protein phosphatase 1 binding; glycogen binding. Gene Ontology annotation, biological process: regulation of glycogen biosynthetic process. The coding region runs from base 68 to 1021 and encodes 317 amino acids. NCBI's taxonomy places the organism in Eukaryota, Metazoa, Chordata, Mammalia, Rodentia, Heteromyidae. The transcript has 2 exons. The record is from RefSeq and is a predicted model, not a curated record.
UACUGGAGAGGUGGUGGGUCCGGGUGAGGGUGACGGCUCUGUCGGUCCGCUGCUGCCUCCCAGCCUCAUGAGCUGCACCAGAAUGAUCCAGGUUUUGGACCCACGUCCUCUGACCAGUUCAGUCAUGCCAAUGGAUAUGGCCAUGAGGUUUUGCCUGGCUCAUUCGCCACCUCUGAAGAGUUUCUUGGGCCCUUACAAUGACUUUCAACGAAAAAAUUUUGUGAAUAAAUUGAAGCCUUUGAAAUCAUGUCUCAACCUCAAACAGGAAGCCAAAUCACAGAAAGAAUGGAAACACUCACACAACCAAGCCAAGAAGCGGGUUGUAUUUGCCGACUCCAAGGGCCUAUCUCUCACUGCAGUCCACGUUUUCUCUGACCUUCCAGAAGAACCUGCAUGGGACCUCCAAUUUGAUCUCUUGGACCUUAAUGAUAUCUCCUCUGGUUUAAAACUCCAUGAGGAGAAAACCCUGAUUUUAGAUUUUCCUCAGCCUUCAACUGAUUACUUAAGUUUCCGGAAUCAUUUUCAGAAGAACCUUGUCUGUCUGGAGAACUGCUCUUUGCAAGAACGGACAGUGACUGGGACAAUCAAAGUGAAAAACAUGAGCUUUGAAAAGAAGGUUCAGGUCCGCAUUACGUUUGACUCGUGGAAAAGCUAUACGGAUGUGGACUGUGUCUACAUGAAGAAUGUGUACGGCAGCUCAGAUAGCGACACCUUCUCCUUUGCCAUUGACUUACCCUCUGUCAUCCCAAUUGAGGAGAAAAUUGAGUUCUGCAUUUCAUAUCAAGCUAACGGGCAAGUCUUCUGGGACAACAACAAGGGCCAGAAUUACAGAAUUGUUCAUGUGCAGUGGAAACCAGAUGGGGUGCAGACACAGAUGGCACCCCAGGACUGUGCAUUCAGCCAGAUGCCCCCCAAGACUGAGCUGGAGUCAACCAUCUUUGGCAGUCCGAGGUUGGCCAGUGGACUGUUCCCAGAAUGGCAGAGCUGGGGGAGAUUGGAGAAUUUGGCCUCUUACCGAUGAAUUAAGCAACCUAGUGACUGAUCUUGACCUGUGGUAGUCCCCAUGCAAUUCUAUAUCUGUAUUGCUCAAUAUUAGGAAGCCUUUGCUACUUUCUACUGAUAGGUUUAGGUUUGAACCUUCAGGGCCUGGCACCAGAAAAAUAGGAGCCACUUGAGAAGUUAGUGUUGGUAUCCAGACAGAUGAUUCUACUCAUCAUUUUGUUCUAGAUGAUCAAGUAACUGCCUGAGAACUAUUACUGUUUAAGUAAUCUUUUUUUUUCUUUCCAGUGUCCUUCCUGUCUUCCCUCUCGGUUACUAGCUUUCACAUUGGGCAAGAAAAAGUUGAAGAAGGACAGUUGAUGGUGAUGGAAAGCUGUGUUAAUGGUGUGAGGAAGAGUGUGUGAAAGGGGUAUGCAAAUAGCUCUGAGGCUUGAGUCAGAGUAGGAGUUGAGGUCUGAACAUUUAAUUUUUGUUGGUGAAACUGUAAGGUUAUUUUUGU